AUGGAGAAAUGGAAUCAAACUUCAAAUGAUUUCAUUUUGUUGGGGUUGUUUCCCCCAAAUGGAACUGGCUUGAUUCUCUUACUCCUUAUCAGCUUCAUAUUCCUUCUUGCCUCACUGGGAAAUUCAACUAUGAUUCACCUCAUACGCAUGGAUCCCCGGCUACACACUCCAAUGUACAUUCUCCUCAGCCAGCUCUCCCUCAUGGACCUGAUGUACAUCUCCACCACUGUCCCCAAGAUGAUGUUCAACUUCUUCUCAGGUCAGAAAGGCAUCUCCUUCCUGGGAUGUUGGUUCCAGUGCUUCUUCUUUCUGACUAUGGCAGGUUCUGAAGGUUUACUCCUUUGCUCCAUGGCCUAUGACCGAUAUGUGGCCAUCUGCCACCCCCUUCAUUAUCCCAUCCGCAUGAGUAAAAGGAUGUGUGUGAAAAUGAUCAUAGGAUCUUGGAUCCUGGGGUCCACCAACUCUUUAGCACACACAGUCUAUGCCCUCCAUAUUCCUUACUGCCGGUCCAGAGUCAUUGAUCACUUCUUCUGCGAUGUCCCAGCCAUGUUGCCUCUGGCUUGCAUGGACACCUGGGUCUAUGAAUACUUGGUUUUUGUGAGCACAAGCCUCUUUCUCCUUGUCCCUUUCCUUGGAAUCACAGCCUCCUAUGGUCGGGUGCUUUUUGUUGUCUACCACAUGCGCUCCAAAGAGGGAAGAAAGAAGGCCUUCACCACCUGUUCCACACAUUUAACUGUGGUGACAUUUUACUAUGCACCUUUUGUCUAUACCUAUCUCAGGCCUAGGAAUCUCCGUUCCCCAGCAGAAGAUAAGAACAUGGCUGUUUUCUACACUAUUUUAACCCCCAUGCUCAAUCCCAUAAUCUAUAGUCUGAGAAAUAAGGAAGUUCUGGGAGCCAUGACAAGAGUUUUUCCAAUAUUCUCCUCCAAAAAGAAAUAA
Messenger RNA from Talpa occidentalis (Iberian mole), 939 nucleotides. Its product is annotated as olfactory receptor 2L13-like. Gene Ontology annotation, molecular function: olfactory receptor activity; G protein-coupled receptor activity. The coding region runs from base 1 to 939 and encodes 312 amino acids. The transcript has a single exon. NCBI's taxonomy places the organism in Eukaryota, Metazoa, Chordata, Mammalia, Eulipotyphla, Talpidae. The record is from RefSeq and is a predicted model, not a curated record. Gene Ontology annotation, biological process: G protein-coupled receptor signaling pathway. Gene Ontology annotation, cellular component: membrane.